This is a messenger RNA of Prunus armeniaca (apricot), 2055 nucleotides long. NCBI's taxonomy places the organism in Eukaryota, Viridiplantae, Streptophyta, Magnoliopsida, Rosales, Rosaceae. The record is from the annotation of a GenBank genome assembly.
AUGUCGUGGAUAAGAUCGGCUGUGAGCAAAGCCGUGGAGGCUGGGAACAAGAACAACCUCACUCGGACCGUCAAGAACUAUGCCGACUCCGUCGUCCAACACGCCGGCCAAGCCGUAGCUGAAGGCGCCAAACGCUUUCAGGACCGUAUGGGAGCUCGUAGUUUUAAAAGUGUUAAGAAGAGUAUCCAGAGAUUGGAAGAAGCAGCUGUGUCUUGCAGAGGAGCUGAAAGACUUGAGAUACUGAGAAGGUGGGUGAUUUUGCUCAGAGAGGUCGAGAGACUAAAGCUUUCUCCGGGUUCUGUGGAAGAAAAAGACAACGCAGUCGAGCAACCUACUGCUUCUGAGGACGCCAACGAUAUUCGAAGAAGAAUAUCUCUGGUUUUGUACUAUGACUCUGAUGUUGGAGGUGAACCCAUGACUUUCCGCGAAGUGUUUCUUCAAAGUCAGGCUAUGGAGGGCAUAACACUGUCUAUGAUUCUUGAAGGUCCGAAUGAUGAAGAGGUUGCCCUGCUCAUGGAGAUGUUUAGGCUCUGUCUUACUGGAGGAAAAGAAGUUCAUAAUGCAAUAGUGAGCAGUAUACAAGAUCUGGAAAAAGCUUUUUCAAGCUAUGAAGAUGAAGUAUUGGUAAAACGGGAGGAAUUGCUCCAAUUUGCACAAGGUGCAAUUACGGGGUUAAAGAUUAAUGCUGAUGUCAUAAGAAUAGAUGAAGAAGUCUCUAGUCUAAGGAAGAAGCUUGACACAACGACCACUCCUUUGAAGCCUUCAACUGAAGGUCAUGACAAAGCAUCAGAAGAAACAAAAUUGGAAACAAUAGAGGCAUUAAAAGAAGCACUUGCACAAGUUCGAGCUUGUUCCAGAUUAGAAGGGCUUUUACUGAAGAAAAGGUUGUUGAACAAUGGAGAUUCUCCUGAGAUCCACGCUCAAAAAGUUGAUAAAUUGAAGGUCUUGUCAGAAUCUCUGGCUAGCUCCUCUUCAAAAGCUGAAAAUCGUAUUUCAGAUCACAGACUUCAAAAGGAGGAGGCACUAAAAGUUCGUGUAGCCAGAGCAAGUGAAGUGAGUGAAAGAGAGAAGGAAAUAACAGCUGAGAUUACAGAGCUUGAAAAAGAACGAGAUGAUCUUGAGGCUCAACUGAAAAAGGUUAAUAUCUCCUUGGCUGCAGCUAAUGCCCGCCUUCGCAAUACCAGGGAAGAGAGGGAACAAUUUGAAGAAGCUAACAAUAAGAUUGUUUCCCACUGCGAAGCAAAGGAAGAUGAGCUAUCGAAAUCCAUUGCCUCAUGUAGGGCAGAGGCAGAUAUUAUAAAGACUUGGGUUAAUUUUCUUGAAGAUACUUGGGUUCUCCAGCGCUCAUAUACAGAUAUGAAGGAGAAGCAGGUCAAUGAUGAAUUGGAGAAACAUGAGGACUAUUUCUUGAACUUGGCCAUUGAUCAUCUCUCUGCUUACAAGAAAGAGUUGGGGCCUUCUAUCAUUCGUAUAGGGAAAUUUGUAGAGAACCUAAAGAAUUUGAGCGAGGGGUCAAGGAUGGCAUCUACUGCAGAAAGCGAAGAUUCGAAAGUAUUAAAUCCAAUAAAUAAUCUUGAGGAGGAAUAUUUGGACCACGAAACCAAGAUUAUUACCACCUUUAGUGUAGUAGAUAACAUCAAGGAGCAGUUUUAUGGCCCACGAGCUGAAAUUUCCAGGAAAGAUGACCCUAGGGUUAAGGAGCUGUUUGAUGAUAUUGAAAAAUUAAGGGAGCAAUUUGAAGCUAUUGAGAGACCAAAUCUACAACUGGAGAAUCCAACCCCAAAAUCAGAAACUUCAUCUAGUGAAAAGCCGCAGAGUGGUCCAUCUACUCUCCCAACAGAAAGCACAGGAGCACAGAGAGCUGAUACAGAUAAGCAUCCUGGGUCAGGUAAAGUGAAGGCAGAGCAAAUGCUUGACACUGAAGCAGAACUAGCAAAGCUGGAAUCGGAGUUUGGCAAGGUUGGUCAAGACUACUCGGCAGAAGAGAUUGGUGACUGGGAAUUCGACGAGCUUGAAAGGGAACUAAGAUCUGGUGAUUCAUCAAAAGCCAAAUAG